This is a messenger RNA of Trichogramma pretiosum, 3674 nucleotides long. Its product is annotated as cortactin-binding protein 2-like. The coding region runs from base 519 to 2444 and encodes 641 amino acids. Lineage: Eukaryota; Metazoa; Arthropoda; Insecta; Hymenoptera; Trichogrammatidae. The record is from RefSeq and is a predicted model, not a curated record. Gene Ontology annotation, molecular function: protein binding. The transcript has 8 exons.
CUCCGCUGGGCUCGGCUAAAGAAGAUUUUGAACUUUGGCCCAUCAUCGUCUUGAUUGCGCCGCUCGCACAGUAGUGGAUAGUGGCUUAGUUUAGUUGCACCGCCGAGGCUAUAUAGUAGCCAGUCGGAGCAUCAUCGUCAUCAUCAUCGGCAGCGGCAGCGUCAGUAGCAGAAGAUUGCAUGUAUGUAUAAGCAGUGGGCGCAUCGCAUUUUGUUCGCGCGCCUAUAAGCGAAAGUUUACGAAGCGUCGGCGGCCAGUGUGCCAGCGCGGGUAAACACACGAGUCUCGGAACUCGCCCGUUGCCAGUUUUCCCAGUGUAUCGAGUUUUAUGGCCGUGCAAUUGCGCCUCACGAUGAAAACUUGAUUAUCCGCCUGUUUAACGAUCGCGCCGAUCAUCGACACUGUCCAGAUAUGGAAUCGACUCGAGCGUCAAUUCGACGGCUCGUAUUUACACACGGCAAUGAGUAACUCGCGCCGAUGACCUUAUAAUCUUGGACUCGUGCGGCCCGACGGACUCAAUGGCUCAAUCGAGCACAAAAACGACUACGAGCAAUGGCAACGGCAACGCCACGACUCAUCUACAUCAUCAACAGGCCCAGCAGCAGCAGCAGCAAAAAGUACGCAAAGUACUGGUGGAGAAUCGUGGCACUGGACACCUGGUUCAGUACAAUCAGCGUAGCAGCAUCAGCAGCAUCAGCACAGUCAGCGCCAACAGUAGCAGUAGCAGCAUCAGCAGCAGCAGCAGCAGCAGCAGUGGUAGUAGCAGCAGCGGUAGCGGCAGUAGGAGUAACAAUAGGGAGAAGGAGGUAGUUGUAGCCGGCAGCGGCGCCACACCACAGCAGCAGCCACAGCAUCGGACGCAGCAGCAGUCGAGAACAGUAGCGAGCGUUAAUAUAAGGAAGAAGCAUCAGGCAACGCAGUCGGAGCGCGCCAACAACAAUCGUACGCGUCGUCCGGUGAAUCUCGACUUGCGACCGGCAAAGUCUAGCAGUCUGCCGAAAUCGGCGUCGCUGCCCUCGGUCAUCCCCCGUCAAGGCAUACUCAAGUUCUCCUCGGCGGACUCGAGCAGCAGUCCCCAGCGCAAACAGCAUCAGCCGCAGCAACAGGCCCCGACCAAGUGCCGAAGCUUCAGCUCUCUUCUGCAGCAACUGCGACACCCUAGUCGCAAGUCGGCCAGCAGCAGCAGCUUACACAUCCGCGAGCCAUCGGCGCCACUGAUAGCGGUCCGGCACUCGUCGUCGAACGAGUCCUCGCCGGUCUCCCCGUACAAGUCCGUGUCGUUCAGUCCCGACACGAGCUUCGCCAGUGCCUCGGAGGCUCGACCCAGCCAGAAGCGCAAGGGCCAGCAGGCCAAGCUCCACUCGUGCGUGGGCUAUCGGCAAGGUGUGCUCGCGGACGACGAUCGACUGCAGUGCAAUCUGCCAUCCUCGUGGGAGGAGGCCCUCGGCGGGCCGAAAGCUCUCCUGAUAGCGGCCCAGGAUGCCGACGACGAUGUCGUGCGACGCAUCGUCAAUCUCGUCGGCAAAGCCGGCCUGGGCGACAUCGACGUCAACGCGAGGGAUCCCAGUGGCAGGACGGCGAUAAGCUACAUGGCUGGCAACGGCAGUGCGCUCGUGUUGGAGGCCUGUCUGGGAUUCCCCGGCGCCGAUGCCAAUCUACCGGACAACGAAGCCAACACGCCGCUGCACUUUGCCGCCCAAGCUGGACAGACCGAGUGCGUGAAUAUACUGCUGCAGCGCUGCCCGAGCAUCGAGGUUGACGCGAGAAACUCACUUGGCUUUACUCCACUGAUGAAAGCAGCGCUUCAAGGCAGGACAAAAUGCGCCAAAAUUCUACUUUUCGCCGGUGCGAAUCCGACGUUACGGGAUCACGGGCGGGGCUUCCGGGCCGAGCAGUGGGCUCGUUUCUGCGGCCGCUACGUCUGCGCCGAGGUCAUCGAGAGGUUCGCCCGCCACAGGCUGCUGGAGAAGAGCAGCUCUUGCCGAUGGGGUAGCGAGCCCGAGCUGGCCGCGCAGAUUCUCCAGGGCAAGUUCAUGGCGAUGCCGCCGCCACCGCAGCCGGUGCAGCAUCACGGCACGGGCGGCAGUCUCAAGUCCAAGUUUCGUCGGGUCUUCCGUACGACUUCGAACUCUGAGCGCAGCAGCGGCGGCGGCGGUGGAGGUCACGGGAGCGGCGGUGGCUUCUCCCUCGUCUCGCAGCUGACGAGCGCCGCCCUGUGCGCCUCCAGCCCCGUACUGCCCAAAUCGUCGGACGUCUCGCCCGUCGUCAAGAGCCUGCUCAGGCCCCUCAGCGUGCCCCAGUUGAGGGUGACGCUGGUGACUCAGGACGCCGCCGAGAUCGACAGAAUCGAUGCGCAACUGCAGCAACAGCAGCAGCAGCAACAGUCAACUACAGUCGUCAAGCCCGCUCGAACGAAAAAAAAGAAUAGCAAUAAUAGUACGUAGUGCUGGUCACUGGCCAGUGCGAUACACGGUGUGGUUUCGUAUUAUAUAUGUCAUGUUCACUUAUCUCUCCGCGUCUCUCUUGUCCUUUUUUAUCAUUAUUAUCGUGCAUUUCAAUCGUGAGAUGAAGACGACGGCGAUGUUUCUUUUUAUAAACAUAUCUAUAUACAAUUCACGGAUACAUUGUAGGCUCGGAUAAAUGACAUAAAUCAUGGAAAUUUCAACGUUCAUGUUUAUAUUUAUUAUAAUAUGUAUCAAGGGACAUAUAUGUGUUUAUGUAAUAACGCGCAUAUAUAUACAUAAAAUUAUAAAUAUGUAAAAUAUAUAGAAGCGAGUUUGAAUCUUGCAUUUUGUACGAAAAAAAUCGUUGUUUGAAAUUAUUUUAUUUACAUAUACUCACGCAUGAUUCUAAAACGUCGGAAAAGUAAGAUUGGAAAGUGCAUUUGGAGCAAGCCUCGACAGCAUCGCUCGAUGCUGUCCUUUCUACCAUACAAUACACAAGAUACAUGUGUAUACAUAAAUAAUAUAUAUCUAUAUGUAACAAAAGUUAAACAACGACGGCGGGUAUACGAUUGUUUACCAUACAAUAACAUCGAAUUCUAUGCGCCGGGGCGCGCGUAAAGCUCGAUCUCUUUUCAAUUAAUUGUCCACGGCCGAGUAGGCGUAACAAUGCAAAAUCUGCGCGCGCUCUCUCUCUCUCUUUUUCUCACUCGUGCUCGCUCGCUCGCGCGCGCGCAGUUAAAUAGGUCGUUUACCACUCAGCCCGACGACCAAGUUUCUGCUGUCUCUCCGUGAUUUCUGUAUUAUACACGUACUAUUUUCAUACUCGUUAAAAUGCCCUGCCAUUGUUGAUUUUUCAAAACUUUUCGCGCGCGUAUAGCGUUAUUUAGCGCGAAAAGCUCGAAGAAAGAAUUAUUAUAGUUACGGUGGCGCGUACGGAUUAAUUUUAGCCUUUUCUCAUAGCUGUUGCGCGCAUGAUCGAAGCUUUACGAGCUUUCGCAGCACACGCACGCACGCACAUACAUUCACACACAUAUACACAAUCGAGUAUUUUACCCUGCGCGCAGUCUAUGUAAACAAAUACUGUACUAUGCUUGUGGCUAUAAUUAAUCAAACUAUCCACAAAAUGAUUUUAUCGAUUUUAUAAGAUACGCACGUUGACUCAUUGAGACCGCACAAAUACACAUUUACAAAUAAGCGUACAUACACACGCACGCAUACACAGCGCUCCAA